Messenger RNA from Dicentrarchus labrax (European seabass), 4253 nucleotides. It is a transcript of the gene usp46, whose product is annotated as ubiquitin specific peptidase 46. Gene Ontology annotation, molecular function: cysteine-type endopeptidase activity; cysteine-type deubiquitinase activity. The coding region runs from base 350 to 1459 and encodes 369 amino acids. Gene Ontology annotation, cellular component: cytosol; nucleus. Lineage: Eukaryota; Metazoa; Chordata; Actinopteri; Moronidae. The record is from RefSeq and is a predicted model, not a curated record. The transcript is spliced from 9 exons. Gene Ontology annotation, biological process: protein deubiquitination.
GCUACAACGCUUCCUCACACAUCACGCUUGUUUCCUGGUCGUUGCUAACAACCUGCUGCCUGCAACUUGGUCCGUCCGCUACCCACUCAUGCAUACACGGUUUCCAGCGGUUGUGUUUUCGGGAUGUAUGCGAGGAUGAAGCCGUGUCGACGCUGAGUGCAGUCGGACCCUCCGCUCCGUGCCGGCGGGCCGCAUGGUGCUCCGUGUCUCUCUGCCUGCUUUCUGACGCUUGGGGUUGCAGUCUGGCCUCCAGCCGCGGCUGCGAAUUACCUUCAUUUCUCAGCGUCGCCUUGCUCUGAAAUCAUGUUUAUUUUAUAAAGAUGGCGGUGAGGGGGACACUGUGAACUAAAUGACUGUCAGAAACAUCGCCUCCAUUUGUAAUAUGGGCACCAAUGCCUCUGCUCUGGAGAAAGACAUUGGCCCGGAGCAAUUCCCAAUCAAUGAACACUACUUUGGAUUGGUCAAUUUUGGAAACACAUGUUACUGUAACUCAGUGCUCCAGGCUCUCUACUUCUGCCGGCCUUUCCGGGAGAACGUGCUGGCUUACAAAGCCCAGCAGAAGAAGAAGGAGAACCUGCUCACAUGCCUGGCUGACCUCUUCCACUCCAUUGCCACACAGAAGAAGAAAGUGGGCGUCAUCCCGCCCAAGAAGUUCAUCUCCCGCCUACGGAAGGAGAACGACCUGUUCGACAACUACAUGCAACAGGACGCCCACGAAUUUCUCAACUACCUGCUAAACACAGUGGCCGACAUCCUACAAGAGGAGAAGAAGCAAGAAAAGCAGAACGGACGCCUCAAGAACAAUGGCACCGCCGUCACAACGGAGACCGAGACGGAGAACAAGACAGAGCCCACAUGGGUUCACGAUAUCUUCCAAGGCACACUGACCAAUGAGACACGCUGCCUCAACUGUGAAACGGUGAGCAGCAAAGAUGAAGAUUUUCUUGAUCUUUCUGUGGAUGUGGAGCAGAACACAUCAAUAACACACUGUCUCAGGGACUUCAGCAACACAGAGACUUUGUGCAGUGAAUACAAAUACUACUGUGAGACAUGCUGCAGCAAGCAGGAAGCACAGAAGCGGAUGCGUGUGAAGAAGCUUCCCAUGAUCUUGGCAUUACACCUGAAGAGGUUUAAGUACAUGGAGCAGCUGCACCGCUACACCAAGCUCUCAUAUCGAGUGGUUUUCCCCCUAGAGCUCCGUUUGUUCAACACGUCUGGGGAUGCUGUUAACCUGGAUCGCAUGUACGAUUUAGUGGCUGUGGUGGUUCACUGUGGCAGUGGCCCAAACAGAGGUCAUUACAUCACCAUAGUGAAGAGUCAUGGCUUCUGGCUGCUGUUUGAUGAUGACAUUGUGGAGAAAAUCGACGCCCAGGCCAUCGAGGAGUUUUACGGACUUACCUCAGACAUCUCGAAGAACUCUGAGUCGGGAUACAUCCUCUUCUACCAGUCCAGGGAGUGACUGGAGCUGGAUCAGUGACACAGGAGAAGACUGAACAGGAUUUUCUCUUGUUUUGUUUUUUUACCUUCAGCCGAACAGACCCAGACUCCUGCCAUCUCCAUCCCAUCCUGCUCCCAUUCCCCAAGUCAGUCGUCUCUGACAUGUGCCAAUCCUCUGUCCCAACACCAACCUCUGGGUAUACCUGUGCUUCAUCUCUGUCUCUCUCUGUCUCUCUCUGUCUCUCUCUGUCUCUCUCUCUCUCUCUCUCUCUCUCUCUCUCUCUCUCUCUCUCUCUCUCUCUCUCUCUCUCUCUCUCUCUCUCUCUCUGUAAUUUGCUUCUUGCCUUUUAGUCACCUGCAUCUGGACUGCACUUUAAAACAAAAGCAAAAAUGCUCAACUGCACGACGGAAACAAAAAGGAGUCUACGUUCACAUCGAGCCCCAUACACUCGGUGAAAGGGUGUAGACUGGUGGGAGAAGCUUGCAGAGGAGAUUCUCUACCAGGAACGAAGGGUCUGGUGCACAUACAGACAGAAAUUGUACUAUAUCAUUUCUAUGUAUAUAAGGUCUACUUCCAUGAUGUGUCACCCCCUCAUAACUCCUUUCAUUAGGGCUAUUUUCCCCCAUCACUGUCCAGUCCUUUGAUAUGUCCAUGUCCCUGGUGGAUGCAUGAGAAGUGAAUGAAGUUGGAGACAAACACUGUAUAAUACGCUUAGAGAGAUUUCAUGCAUUUGGAGUGGGGUUUGAAGCAAUAUCUGAGUAGAGAGUAGAGAGAACUCACAAGCUGGAAACUACCUAAACCUAAACUGUAGAGGUUUUGUCCCAUGGAGAAUCACUCUUUGAGCUGCUGUCUGUCUUUCUCUGCUGUGCAACUCCUGUUAGUCUGACCAGACAUAAUCAAUACUUUAACACUCAAUCUAAACUGAGCCAGAUGCUCUAACACUACACAUGAAAGGAAAUCCUGCCGUUUUCUCCGUCAGAUAGCUCACCAUUGAAAUCAGCCGAAUCUUUAUAAUUUUUUUAUUCUGAUAGAGAACCCCUAUUUAUUGAAUUUAAUAUAUUUAUUACUGUUACUUGUAAUGCAUACUGGUAGAAAAUGGUGUGUGUGUGUGUGUGUGUGUGUGUGUGUGUGUGUGUGUGUGUGUGUGUGUGUGUGUGUGUGUGUGUGUGUGUGUGUGUGUGUGUGUGUGUGUGUGUGUGUGUGUGUGUGUGUGUGUGUGUGUGUGUGUGUGUGUGUGUGUGUGUGUGUGUGUGUGUGUGUGUGUAAUAUAGCAUAGCUCUUUUGUGAGCCUUGUAUGUUAAAAACCUGUAUGUCUAAGCUCUCAGUGUGAAGGACAAAGGUGUAUAUAAUACACAACUCGAUAGGACAAUUUUGUAGUUUGCAUGUUAAAUAAAAGGGGGAGACAGAUUAACACGAUGCAAGUAACAACCCAGAACUGCCUGAUAUUUUGAUUGACAUGAAACAGUAACAAUAGUGCAAUAAGAGGUGAAGUUAUCCAAUGUGGAAUUUCCCAGUGAGACUAAUAUGAAGUACAUUUAAAUGUUAGUAGUAGAUGUGUUUAUUAGCAGCUGAUCUUUUCCCAGUGCUGUUUUUGUGAUAUCAAAGUAAAUGCCCCCCUUCACCACGUGCAGUGCGCACUACUGGGACUGUAGCUAUAACCUUCUUUCAUCCAUCUUUUUUGUAACCUUACACAGCAGGGUUUUUCUUUUUUUUUUCCCCCACAGCUUAGUAGUGUUGUCUUGGUUUGUCUCUGACUUUGAUGGUGUAAAUUGUGUGUGUCAUAUGUAGCACAUUGAAAUCCUGAAUCACAUAGAGGUAAACUUCACUGUUAACUCAUACAACUUCCCUUGUACUGUAGAUGGUUUUUCUCUUCAGCCCAUUCCCCAGGGUCUGUGGCCGUAACCCUGUAGAAUAGCACGACGUCAAACAACUUGUUUUCAUGUGAAUGACAUUCCUGCACAUCAGAGGAAUUACCAAUUACCAUUUCAAACGCAUCUCAUUAUAUAUAAUAGGAAGGAAUAGGAUUAAUUUGCUAGUGUAGUGUCUGUCUAUUCAGGAGAGGCAGAACUUGAAGUGAAAAUAGUGAAACUCCGGGUGACGAAUGCACUUGUUUCUGCCGUCUCUUCCAUUUAGUCUGUUACUGGGUGACGUCACAAAGAAUACGUGCCAAACUGGAGUCGAUACUGACCUUGCAACAGUCUUUAACAGAACAUUAUUUUCUUUGUAAAGAUACAACUUGUACAUAUAUAUUAUGUAGAAAGACACUUCUGGAAAUAGGAAAAUAUUUUUUUAAAGUGAAGAUCUUAAAAUGUAAAGACACCCAUGGCAAAGAUUUUAGCAUUACACUAACCAUUAAUGAAACCCUGUUAAGAAAUACUGUUAUUUUACAAUCACUCAGUUACAUAAUCAAUCACAUUUGUGCGGAAGUCACCACCUGUCAUUACUUUUACUGGGUUGAACUGAAUCUGGAUAGAAAACAGUAGCAGGAAUAGCCUGAGACAUUUUAGACCGGGUGAAAGGAACACGACUCUUAAUGCGCAGAUCUUCCAUUAACACUUAUGCACUCGCCCUCACUGAGAUGCUCAGUUGUUGCACUUGGUCUUCUAUAUCUUACUGUGAUAGUAUUCUACCCAGGAGAGCUCACAGGGGAACUGAUCGAGCUUGUGGGAGGGAAAGAGGAGAUGAUACAAGUCUCCAUUUGGCUGUAAACUGAAAGUGCACUUUACUAGUGAUGAGCUUCAAUGCUUUAACAUGAAGAACCACAGUUUAACACACUCUUUUUUUUUCCUUCUGUUCAAUAAAAUGACUCAACUAA